Molecule: messenger RNA, 5246 nt
Organism: Varanus komodoensis (Komodo dragon)
Lineage: Eukaryota; Metazoa; Chordata; Lepidosauria; Squamata; Varanidae
Gene: POT1
Product: protection of telomeres 1
Exons: 19
Coding region: 115-2439 (774 amino acids)
Biological process (GO): regulation of telomere maintenance via telomerase; telomere capping
Cellular component (GO): nuclear telomere cap complex; chromosome, telomeric region
Molecular function (GO): telomerase inhibitor activity; G-rich strand telomeric DNA binding
Source: RefSeq, a predicted model, not a curated record
GUUGGCGCCCGCGCCGGAGCGAGCGGUGGUUGUCUUUUCCGUUCCUUGGUGUGCGGUCCGAACCGAGGCGGGUGCUAUUCAUGGCCUAGGAGCCCAGUUUUUGGGACAGGAACCAUGCCCGUUCAAGUGCUGAGAGGAUCCGCCAGGGUGCUGAAAAACUCCCUGCCGAGCUACCUGCAAAAAGUUGAUUUCGAGCAUUUGCAGCUGGGAUGCGACUGUGCCAACAAAUACGUGCAGGGAACAGUUGUUGAAUUGCAACAUAUAACUGGUCGUGGAAAUAGGACUUCAUUCAAGACUGUGCUUCAAGAGUCAGAAAAUUCAGAUUCUGGGACUGGUACCAUCAAUACUUUCAUGUUUGGGAAGUUGGCGGAGGAUUGUGCCAAAGUUACAAAUCAAGGAGACAUCAUGAUAGUAACUGGAUUCAGCUUGGCUGAGUCCAACAGUGAAAAUGACAAACAUUGCUGUCAACUAGAAGUAUCUGAUGAAGCUGGGUCGAUUAUUUAUAUUUCAUCUAGGUCAUCACGUACAGCAGCUGGGUCAGAAACAGUAGCCAUGCCUGUUUCCCCAAAGUACACAUACACCCCUCUGAAUCGUCUUAAAGGAGGUACUGUAGUCAAUGUAUAUGGUGCUGUGAAAUUCUUCAAGCCUCCAUAUAUCUGCAAAGGAACUGACUUUUGUUCAGUGAUAACCAUUGUGGACCAAUCCAAUGCCAAAUUGAUAUGCACAUUGUUUAAUGCGAACAAAAAUGCCCUUCCAGAAGUCUACAGAAAUGGUGACAUAGUUCGCUUUCACAGAAUAAAGGUCAGUGAGUUUAAUGGCCAACUUCAAGGGCUUUCCAAUUGUGGAUUUGCAGCACUUACAUUUGAUGGCACCAUAGGAGCACCACUGACUCCUCGAUCAACCAGCAAAUUAUUCACCUUUACAGAUGAAGACAAAAAAACCGUGGAAAACCUGCGCAUUUGGGUGGCAAGUAACUUUCAGAACUCUGCACCAUCAGCAAAACUAUCUCACAUCCAACAGUCAAUGUAUUUUGAACUGACUUGCCAGCUGGUUGGGAAAGCAAAAGUGGAUGGGUCUUCCUAUCUUCUCAAGGUGUGGGAUGGCACAAAAUGCCCUUUCCCUUCAUGGAAGGUACUUGUUAAAGAAGAUGACCUUGAAGGAGAUGGCAUCCUCAUCAAUCAGCUUAGAAAUCUGACAGUGGACAUUGUAGUUUACGAUAAUCAUGUACAGUUAGCCAAAUCACUGAAGGUUGGAAGCUUUAUUCGAAUGUAUAAUUUGCAUGCAAAACCCCAAGGUCUUGAAGGCAGAUCUGAUAUUUCAUAUAUCCAGUUUCAUCUUCAUGGGGGCACUGGCUAUGGUCGUGGAAUUAUAGUCCUGCCAGAAAGCUAUGCUGAUGUCAAGGAACUAAAGGCAUUCUUGGACUCUGUAGAAGUGACAGAGAAUGAGUGUUCAGAAGGAGCUUCUUCUUCUGAACUUGAGCAUACUUAUGGUCCAUUAGGAUCCUAUAUGGAAAGAUGCCAACAGUUAUCUGUUACAGUGCUAACAGAUCACCAGCAUUUUGAUACGACCGCACUGGCCACUAUUAUGAAUAGCAGGAUUCCUCAGCCAUAUCGCAUCAGAGCUAAGCUGACAAAGUUUGAACCCAAGAAGCUCUAUCAAUCUGUUAAACUUCAUUGUCCACAGUGCAAUUUGUUGGCAGAGGUUCCAGAUGAGGCUGAGCUUGAUUCACUUCUGCAAGAGGCUUCAGCUACGUGCUCAAAUUCAGAUUUGCUAACUACAUCCUUCUGCGAAGCUGUUGCAUGGGAUACUGAAAACAAGGAACAGCAACGCAUAGUGGUUCAUUUUGUAAAACAUGACGAUCUACUUCGAAAAGCUGAAGAUGGCAUAAUUCUGAUUGAAGGAGGGACACGAAAAGACAUCCUGAAGCUCUCAAAAAUAUUUAAAGGAAUUAUAACUGUGAGAUCCACAGAAGACAAUCUUAUGCUACUGGAUCUUUCUGCCCCAUUUUUCUGGCAAGAGAAUAUGCAGUACUAUGGGUGUAAGCGCUGUUCAUCUCCAAAGGCAGUGUCAAGUCUGGGCAGCCUUGUUGCACAGGAAGAUCCAUCAUGGGAGCCCACUACAAUAUCACAAGCUUUGGGAGUAGUACCCCUCCAGUAUGUCUUUCUGAUGAAGUUUACACUGGAUGAUGGAACCGGGACACUGGAUGUGUAUCUUAUGGACAGUGGAAAAUUCUUCCAAAUUCCAGCUUCCAAAGUCCUGAUCAGUAAUAUUUUUCAAGAGAAGAUGGAAAGGAUCAUGGAUAAAUUUUGCCCCACUGACAAUACUCUAGAUGAAUUGCCAUGGCUGGAAUGCUUCAUCAAAUCUUAUUACGUCAAGGAUAGAUUAGAAGAACAACUUUGCUAUCAGAUUUUUGAUACUACAAUUGCUGAAGAUGUCUGAAGAUACAUCUAGCCACUUGGAAGUCAUGAAUUAUAAUGCUUUGUAAUUUUUUGUAAAUGGAGAUAGCUUUAUAAAGGGUGUGGUUUUCUAUUAGAUGUGCAAAUGCUCAGAUUUGAGACAAGACUUCAGCAGGUUUUGACAUAUCCAGUUGCCCUGUGGAAAAUUCAUGUACAUUCUUGGAAAAUGUUUUUCAUUUCUUCAGAAUUUGGUUGUGUACUAUCCACUGUUCCAAAGGUCUGAACUGUCAACUCCCCAAAUAUUACCAGAGUAAUUGAGUAUACUCUAAUGUGGCUUUCAGAAAUGAGUGCAGAACCCUUUUUGUUACUAAUGAAGCAAGGGGUGCUCAGUUGAGUUGAGAGUGUUGUGAAUCUUCUAGACCAUUCUUCUGCUAUGAGUCUUUCAGUCCAGGGUGAGAGAAGUCUGUAAGUUCCACAUUGUAGCCUGCUGAAACAGACACAUUUUUAAAACCAUCACCUUUCAGGUCUUCUUUUGAUCGGUAUUGCAUCAUUGGGUCCUGCUGCAGUUCUAAGUGUGCAGCAUUUCCCUCUGUAUGGUACAGAAUGUGGUUUUAUCUGUUGCAGAGCCAUAGAUCCAUGUGUGGGUGGUCUUGGACUGCACAACACUGCACUUUCAGUUUUGUUUCUAUUUGUGUAUUGAAGAUGAAGGGCUAAAUACAUGAGCUCCAUUCAUAGAAAUACUUCAGAUCAUGCAUUAUAAACUCAUGCACUAGAAUCUCAUUCUGGCCAUAGAAAAUGGGGAAGAUUAAAUAAGAAACAAAUUACUACCAAAUACCUUUUACUAAGGUCUCUGUCCGAUAGUAGUUUUAACUGCAUCUGCUUACAAGAUCAUGUUGCACGUGAUCUAGGAAGCUAAAUUUGGUCUUGGAUUACACUCCUGCUGAUCUGCUUUUCUCUUUUGCAUAAUCUGAUUUGGGUGUCAGUUUAGAGAUGGGGACUUUCAGGCUAGUAAGUCACUAUAGUAAUUGGCUUCCAGAGUGAAACAAAUUACCCAGGGUUGGCUCUGUAUACCUUCAGUCCAGUGGAACAUUUCAGAAAUAUGCAUACUGUAUGCUAGACUUUUACUGCAUAAGCUUUCAUCCAAUGGCCAAGGAUUGCAUCAUAUUAAAAAUCAUUCAGUGCUUUCAUCAAUAAUGCAUUCCAAACUGCAUCAAAAUGUUUAAUAUUGUACACAGAGCCAAAUUUCUCUGGAGGGUUGUUCAUAUAGUUUCUGGAGGAUAAUAAGAAUAUAUUAUUCUUUCUGUGGUCUUUUCCAGUUCUUGGACUUCUUUUCUGUAUUUGUCGUCAUUCUGAUCUACAGAAGGUUUUAACUGUAAACCUACUGAUACAUGUGCUUUGUUAAUUAUUAUGAGGGUAGAAUCUCAUCAGAGCCUAUUACCUCAUCUGCAAAACGAAGAUAAUUGCUUUCUCAAAUUCUGUGGGCCUAGCUGCUUGCAUAUGACUGGCACUAAUUCUGAAGGCAGCUGCUUGUGACAACAUAGUGAGGCAAGUGAUCACUUAGGUAAAUACUUAAUCAGUGGGAUCAAGAGUUUGCAAUGAGAUUGAGUUAAUUUCAUGUAUGACCGUGAUUUGGAAUCAGUCAAGGACCACAAUCCCAAACUCCAUGCAAACAAACUUGGCUUUAUUGUUUGUUGAACAUUCCCCAUGCACCUGAUUAGUUCUCAGGAAAAUGCAAAAUUCCUGAACACUGAAGAAGUUGUAUGGAGCUGCACAAAUGUGGCGGGGCUGCCAUGUACACCACAGGAUCACUGGUGUAAGAUUGUAAUGCCUGAGAUGUAUUGUUGGAAUCCACUCUGAAAAGCCUGUUUCCAAAUAUUUGUUUGCUUUGUGGCAUUGACUUUCUAAUCAUCUUAGAAUUUGAUUCAACACAACAAAACUAAUCCAGUAUUUACAGAGUUAUAAAUGUUUUAUGUACAUGCACCCUUAAAUUAUGAUAGAAAUCAAGAAUCUUCUUGAUACAAUAAUUUUUAGAGCUGUAUUCAUUGUACUGAGUAAGCUCAGUUCAGUUACAUUACAACCUGAUUUCCCAGAGCCAGGGCAGAAAUCUCAGUAAAACCUUUUAUUGCAGUAAUGCUGGUAAUUAGCUGUAAGCCUUUAUAGUCCCCAUAAGGAUCCGUAAUUAAUAUAGUACAAUGUAUUUCCUUGACAAGAAUCAGUUAAUGAGCUGGACAACAAAAGACAUAAGCAUUCCUGGGCUCAGCAUAUUGGGAAGGUCCAAAUAAGUUCAUGGCUCUGGUGAUACUACACUUUCCAGGUUGCCAGUACAUUGCUUCCAGCAAGAUCUUUUGCAGGUUGUUCUGGUUUAAAUACAAACAACUGCUAAUGAUUAACCCUUCAGUAGGAAAGUUGUCCCUCAUCAGAUGCCUCUGCUGUGCCUCCUGUAAUUCAUGACACACCUGAGGAGCCAAGUCCAAAACAUGCUCUCCUGUAGAGACCUCCUGCUGAUGAUACUGCCACUCUGCUCCCAUAGAAGACAUCCCUGGUUGAGAAGCAUGGGCCCCCAUCAAGGAGGAUGGACCAUAUCAUUAGCUUGCAUCUCGUCUUCUCCUGGCUGAUGAGCUAGUGAAAAGCCAAGUGAAGGUUAGUUCUCAGGCCACUGGCUUCUCAUGGGUGGGUGUAACUCUACAGCUUUCCCUUCUGACCUUGAAUCAGGUUCACAAGCUAUCAGCUAUUGCUCCCUACAGACUAGAACAAAAAUGUUAGGGCAUGUAAGACGACUUGUGCAUUGUAAGACGUGUCAGGAUACUUAAUAGUGUAAAUACUUGUGUUCAAUAAACAUUUUCUUUCUUA